UGUAUCGUGGAGCAAUGAAGGUUUAUCGGAGCAUCCUGCUACUCUUCUGCUCCAAGUUUCUUCACACUCUGGCUUUACACUGUACUGUGAUGAAUGGUAACCUGAAGCAGAUAGACGCUGGGUCGGGCUCAGUGGUUGGAGUGAACAAUCAUAAUGAAGCGUUUGUCCUGAUUGAUAAUGUGUUCACAAAGAUCAGUACGUCUCUAAAGCACUUCAGUGUUGGUCCUGCUGGUCAGCUGGGGGUGGAUUCAGCUUACAACAUCUUCAAGCUUAAGAGUGGCUCCUUCGUUCAGUUUCCAGGGCUUCUCAAACAGGUGGAUGCUGGAGGUGAUCAGAUCCUUGCAGGUGUCAAUAAGAAUGAUCAAAUAUAUUGCGCAAAUAUGGAUGCUAACAACAACUGGCCAUCCUGCACUUCUCCUUGGGUUAAACUUAAUGGAGGGCUGAAAUAUUACAGCUGUGGUCCGUACAGCUGUUGGGGAGUGAGCGCAGAUGACAAAAUCUGGAUCAUGAGGGAUGUGUCUAAUAAUGUCUGUUCUGGGUCCGGCACCUUUGUGAAUAUUGCUGGAUCUCUGUCCAUGAUUGAAGUAGCAACUGAUGGAAGUGUCUUUGGUAUCAACUCUAAUGGAAAGUUAUACCAAAGAAUUGGCAUCACUCGAUCCAACCGUUCUGGCACAAAGUGGCAUUUGAUGACUGCCUGUCCCAAUAACCACAUGCAUGUGAGCUUUGACCUGGGAGUGCUGUGGGUCGUGUGUGUUGACGGCUCCGUCCGUAAAUGCACUAUAUAGUCUGUCACAGAAUAUUAACAGAAAAUCUUGAUUAUACUUUCUUUUCUUCUCUUUUUUAUUGCUGCUGAACCAAUAAAGCAUAAUGAAAGCAUCUA
Molecule: messenger RNA, 880 nt
Organism: Sinocyclocheilus anshuiensis
Lineage: Eukaryota; Metazoa; Chordata; Actinopteri; Cypriniformes; Cyprinidae
Product: fish-egg lectin-like
Exons: 5
Coding region: 15-785 (256 amino acids)
Source: RefSeq, a predicted model, not a curated record